UUGGUUUAAUUUUAGUUUUAACUUCGAUUAAGACUCAGAUCAUUUACAGCUUGUAUUUUUGGCUUUUGAAAGUAUUUCAAUCUUAAGAGUCGAAUGUUUUUUACUUUAACAAAAUCAUGAUGAUUUUCUGUACAGUUUUAGUGAUGAUUUUAAGUGCAAAUCUUGUAUCAACAGAUAUCGAUGAUACAACAGACGUCGAGGAUUCAACAGAACAAAUCGAAAAAAUUUCUCAUGGCCUUCCGGUGUUCGACCGAUUCAAAUAUCCUUAUUUUGUUUCUCUUCAAUACCCAGAUCGCACUAACCCAGGUGGAUACCGUCACUUUUGUGGUGGAUCAUUAAUAACAAGGCAAAUCGUGAUAACAGCAGCUCAUUGCCUUUUUAAUCUUCAACAGAUUCCUGGAUUUCGCAUUUUACCAAACUAUCGAAAUACACCGUACAUUGGUCCAAGCGAUCGGACCUUCAAAAUUGCACGCUAUGUAAUAUAUCCAGGUUUCGAUCGCAGAAUCUUUCAACAUGACAUCGCUGUUUUACUAUUGGACCAACCUGAUGCUCGGAAUGGGGCAACUAUUAGACUACCCAUCGCUGACGUGCCUCUUCAAGCACCACUUACAAUAAUAGGCUUUGGUAAAAUUGAAAACGAAAUUGUUCCAAAUGAAUUGCUAUCAGCGGUUGUAUACAAACUUGCUGAUCAAAUUUGCCGUUAUUACAUCGACCCUGCAUUGUACAUUAGAGGUACCAUUUGUGCUGGUAAUGCCAUUAAAUCAGGUAUAUGUACUGGUGACUCGGGUGGACCUUUGAUUCGGGAAGUAAAUGGUAUCAGUUAUCUGCAGGGUAUAUCAUCUACCUAUUUUCCACCCUGUGGCUCGAACCGCGUUUCUAGUUAUGUUAAUGUUCUUCCGUAUUUGGAAUUCAUUAAUCGGGCUGUUUCAUCAUUAACUGGUGGUGGACCGAGAUCUGAUGAGUUCAACAUUCAAUGGACUCAAAAUGAUUCUUACACUACAGAUGGCUCAACUGUUGAUUAUGCUUGACUGAUUUAUUUAAUUUUGUUUUUCAAACUUUCUCGUUUAUGUUUACUCGUUUUUUGCAUUUGUAAACUUUAAUGUUAAAGAUUGAAAUAAAUCAAAUUAGGUUACGAGUUGA
This is a messenger RNA of Tetranychus urticae (two-spotted spider mite), 1140 nucleotides long. Its product is annotated as tryptase beta-2-like. Gene Ontology annotation, biological process: proteolysis. Gene Ontology annotation, molecular function: serine-type endopeptidase activity. NCBI's taxonomy places the organism in Eukaryota, Metazoa, Arthropoda, Arachnida, Trombidiformes, Tetranychidae. The record is from RefSeq and is a predicted model, not a curated record.